CGAAUCCUCUUGUAGUAGUGUAAUGUCGUAGUGCUGGCGGUACGGUAUCUUUGUCCAUGUACGAAAUCGGAUUUCACAGCGUUAUGUUUAUUAAAAUAAAGUUGAUGAUGUGAUGUUUUCUUCUCGGGAUACAACUUGGAAAUCGUUUUUCACUUGGUCGAAUCCCCUGAAAGUUUAUGUCGUGUUGGUUAUGUUACAGCAUUUGAAUCCGUCAAUCUAAACAGUCAUAUGGAGAAACUAGAAUACGCAAAGCAGCAUCGAGUUGUUAAUCAUUAUGUAACAGAGCAAUAUUGAUAUCCGGAUUCGUGUCUCAAAGGUUUCCGAGUCACAGAUGUGAAGAUGGGAAAAACAUAUGAAAUGGAAGGUUCUUCAAACAAUGGCGAAGAACUGAAGUCUAGGCGUCGAAGCAGCUCAUUUUCCGUAAGAUCAUUGAAAUCGCCGCGUUCUGAAAAUAAGUCACACGGUAGAUCGAAGAAUGCCCUAGAACACAAGGAGAUUAUUUCCGCAGAGGCCAGCAAAACUGAUGGCGAUUUUUCCGAGCAUAUGAGAAAACUCAAAAGCAAGCAUUCACAUGGAAUUAAGCACAAGCAUCCAAGAAGAAAACAUACUGUUAUUAACGAGAACGAUCUCAUCGAUAAUUUGAAGCGACUGACACCCCUAUAUCGCCGUAAAAUAUUUUUCGAUCAAUUGAAGCGGUACUGGUAUAUAAUUGUAAUCGCUGCUGUUUUGCUAACUGGAAUAUCAGUGGGUAUUUCACUUAUAUUUUUACCCCAAAGUAGUGAAAGAUUAAUUGAAGUUGAGACUCCGCCGAGUCCACUGCAUGGCCGAUGGGGUGUAGUAAGGAUGAACGACAUGGGGGUCGAAUCGAUUGUGCAGGGAUUGAAAAAUGAUAAUCUAUCUGUAAUAAAAAUUGCAGAAGAUUCAAUAAAAAGUGUGUACUUAGAAGCUGGACUUCCAAUUCAAAAAGUAAAAAUAUUCUAUUUUAAUGGUUCCAACACACAACAUGACCGACGUCUUGCUACGAACAAAAACACGGUUGUUCUGGAACAUACAGCAUUUUUCAAUGAAAGUGCCGAAGUAGGCGAAUUAGAUAUUGAUGCUAUUGUACGCACUGUACGGAAAAUUUUAUCAAUCAACGAUACCUGGAUAUUUGACCCAAAUUUAUUAAGCGUUCGACAAGGCUCUAAUCGAGCUGUUGCGAAUUCCGUAGAUAGCUUUAUGCGUUCUGAAUUUCCCCAACUAGAUUUGAAAUCAAGACGAGGGAGAAUGGGUUUUGCGAGUAAAGUAACACUUUGUGAAGUAUUUUCUAAUGUUUCUAAUGGAAAAGUUUCACCAGAUAUUUGCCUUGAACCUGGAAGAAUUCGCACUGGUCUAGCAUGCUACAUUUCUUGCGAUGACAAUUUUAUUCUGACGGGUUCUAAGGUACGAACAUGCUUAUCCAGUGGUGCCUGGACUGGCUCAGAGUCAAGAUGCGAAUUACCGUGUCCUCAUAUAACGCCCCCAACGAACGGGAUUGUUGAUCCAAGAUGGUGCAAAAUGGUAAAGGCGAAAUCAACGUUGUUACUGGGCAUAAGCUGUAACUUCUUCUGUUCGCCCGGGUAUACUCUAAUUGGGAGCUUCAGAGCCGUAUGCCAAUCAGAUGGAACUUGGUCGUCAAUGCCCCCAACUUGCAAACGCGUUUGUCCGGGUGCUGUCUUUCCAGAAAACGGUCAUGUUGUGCCGACAUCAUGUUCCAGUAAUUGGGUCAAGGAGGGGACAUUCUGUUCUUUUUUCUGUGACGAUGGUCAUGUAAUACAAGGCAAAACAACUGCGACAUGCGAUAGUGAUGGAUCAUGGACAACAGAAGCUCCGGUGUGCAAAAAGAAAUGCCAUGCUUUGCAGACAUUGUAUAAUGGAAAGGUUCAUCCAAGUAUUUGUAGCGAAGAUAAAGCUGAUGUUGGAACGCGAUGUACCUUCAGUUGUGGAGAAGGUUAUAAGUUAGUGGGAUCAAAAGAAAGAUCGUGUGAUGUAACAGGUCAGUGGACUGGCACAACAUCGGAAUGUGUCCGAAUAUGUGCAAAAAUAGGGCAACGUCAAUAUCUGAAAAUGUCUCCAGAAUGUGCACUUCAAACAUCUCAAGCAGGCACACAAUGCAAUAUGUCAUGUGUUCGGGGGUUCGAAAUAGAUGGCGCAGAAGUACUCACAUGCCAAGAUGAUGGACUCUGGGAUAAAGAUCCACCAGUUUGUCGAGCAACUUGUAUACGCUUCGAAGAACCAAAAAAUGGUUACUUAAUUUGUUCUGGAUUCAGCGAAGGAGCUUCGUGUUCACUUUUUUGUCCAGAACAAUAUGUUUUGUUCGAACCGAGUUCUGUGGUGUGUCGCACUGACGGGGCCUGGAGCGAACCCAUAGGACGUUGUGUCAACACUUGUCCGAAAUAUAUGGUUCCUGAUCACGCUAAGCUUCAUCCAACAAAAUGUGGACUGGAAAUGAGCUUGGUCGGCCAAAUAUGUUAUUUUGAAUGUAACAACGGUUAUGGUAUAUCUGGUAAUUUCAAAACAGAGUGUUUGGAAGAUGGUACGUGGAGUCACAAUACUACUAUCUGUGUGGAGGAACAACAAUAUCUGAUACAAAUUGAUACCAGCGAAUUAAAAAUGUGUUUGAUACUCGAGCAGGAAACCUCUUUUCUUUUGAAAAUUGAGUGGGUUGAAUGCAUUCGAGGUAUGCAAUACACCAAGUGGACAGUGUUGCCAAGUGGUCUUAUCAGAAAUGUAGACUCAAACAAAUGCUUGGCCGCAGAAGAAUUGGGUUCAAUGUCUUUUCUGGUCGGAAAAUCCUGUGACGAAACUGAUAAACUUCAAAUUUGGAAUUGGCCAUUUUCUUCAGAUGAAGGAUAUUCGUUGAAACUUAAACAUUACGAUCUAUAUCCUUGGGAAGGUUAUUCUUCGCUUUCAAAAACUGUUAUAACCAGCCAGAUUACUCAUUUAAAAGCGAGUUGGAAGCUUUACGACCUCACAGCGAGUAGAGUUUCUUCAUUUUAUGGUGCUUUCAAUAACGGAGGAUGUCCGCCUUUAAAACAUGGUCAAAACGGCCGUUGGUCUCCAUCAUCGUGCUCUCAAAUUACAAGUAGAAUAUAUUCGUAUUGUACAUUCGUUUGUUCAACAGGGUUCACUUUCCGUGACCAAGACCUCGAAAGCCAAUGCGUAAACGGAAUAUGGUCGAACGCAAUUACUCCUAAUUGUGUUGCUGGAUGCAGGGGAUUGCAUACGGAUUCAAAAAUGUCGAUUGCCCCAGUUGCGUGUCACGAUAAGUAUGUUGAUCAGGAAAUCAUUUGCACAGCAUCGUGCCCGACAAAUACAAUUCUUGUCGGGGAAAAACACUUGGUUUGCUUGAAAGGAGGUAUUUGGACGUUUCCCCCACCAAUUUGCGUACCGCUGUGUAACACUUUAGUUGUAGUUGGAAGUGGAUCGAUCAAAUCGUCGGAUAAAUGUUUUGACAACAGCGGUUUGCAUCGCAAUGGUAGUUUAUGUGAAAUAGAGUGCGCAGAAGGCUUUGUUCUUUCAACAUCUUCAUUUUAUCGUUGUGUGAACGGGGCAUGGGAUAACGAUCAACCCGUGUGCCAGAGAAAAUGCAAUAAACCAACUUUCUCGAGUCACGGAUCAAGCAGUUGUAUGAAUGGCCCAAGCUUUUAUGUGGAAGGAGAAUCAUGCACGUAUACAUGUGAUACUGACUAUGCCAUGUUAACCAAUAUUUCAACAAUCAAAUGCCUUUCUUCGGGGUUAUGGAGUCAUAAUACGCCAGUAUGUAAGCGCAUUUGUCAAGGUCUACCUAUUGCAGUUGGAAUGUCGUUGACGCCAUCUAGUUGCUCUGGAACAGGGGAUAUUGUUGAAAAUACAAUUUGUACAGUGUCAUGCGAUGCUGGUUUUAUUCUUUCUGGGUCUCGUAUUCGAACUUGCCUAGCGUCGGGAAGCUGGUCUGGAUAUACCAGUAGCUGUGUUGUCGAUAGACAGUUUUUCAUCUGGAAUAACCAUGAUGAAGAUAAGCGAUGCUUGUAUGCGAAUAAAUAUUUGCUACAAAAUACCUAUCGUCUAGUGCUUAAACCGUUUCAUCUAUGUGUAAGAACUGAUCCAAUGUUUAUAUGGAAAGCUGAUGAAGAUGACAAACUUCGAAAUGUCGGAGCUAACUUAUGUCUGGGUUCUGAAAGCAUUCGAGAUAAUGCACUGAUCAUUCUGAGUUCUUGUGAAGCAUCUCGGGCUAUUCGCUGGCAAUAUGUGUUACGCCUUGGUCGAUAUGUAAUUUUGAAUAAUAACGGCACACACUAUCUCCGCAGACAUGACAACUCACAUGUUGAGUUGGACUCGUUGUUUGACGAAAAUUUUGAAAAUCGCAGCUAUUACGGAUGGAAAGCGACAGACUUGGAUUUAAAUGAGGGAAGUGUGUGCGGUAUUGCGCAUAAUACAUGUCCCAGGAUUAGCCUCCUAGAUGGAACAUAUUUUGUUUCGAGUGACUUGCAUUGCCAUUCUGCGGUAGAUACUGGCUCUAAUUGUACUUUAUUUUGCCCAAGCGGGCCUCAAAUAGGUAGUCCCUCAGAAGGUGUUCUUUUCAAUUGUCUCCAAUAUGGAAUGUGGUCCAAUGUCAACAUCGACUGUUCUUAUAAGACAUGUCGGCCACUAACUCUUCCAUCGAAUGCAUCAAUCAAUGAUGAAACCUGCUUAAACACAAAUUCAUCUACGACUGGCGAUAGAGUAUGUGAAAUAUCCUGUGACGAAGGGUCCGUGAAAAUCGCAUCGAACAAGCUCAAUAAAGGUACAGUGUGCCUAAUAAACGGAGAGUGGAGUGAACCUGCUCCAGAAUGUCUUAGUAAAUGUAAGCAUGUAUCGUCCCCUAUAAACGGAUCUGUUUCAGGCAAUUGCAAUGGCGACCAAGUGCUCCUCGAUGGAGACACAUGCGAGUUCUUUUGCAACUUCGAUCAUGAAAUCGUAGGGAAUAACUCAAUAAAGUGUGUAGGGGGUGAAUGGAGUGGUCCUGUGCCUACAUGUGCUCUACUGACUACUAAUCCUCCCAUUAAAUGCCCCGGUCUAUCUCCGCCAGCCAAUGGUUAUCUCAUGCCCUCAUCAUGUACUCAAGGUGCAGUGUCACACGGAACGAUGUGCAGUAUUAAUUGUAACAUGGGUUAUUUACCGGAUAGGACUAUUCCAAGCAGUAUCAGGUGCCAAGCUAACGGAGGUUGGACAGGACCUGAAAAUCGUUGUUUAAAGAUUUGCAAGGUAUUUGAUUUUGUAUCAGAGUCCAAUCGGAAUCAUCAAAAAUCUAAAUUUAUCAUGUCACCAGAAAGAUGUUUUGAAGGAAAUAACACAGAAGGGGAUUUGUGUUAUCUGGAUUGUGUUGACGAGUAUGACAUUUUCGCCGGCCCUUAUGCUUAUGGGUCACCGUUAUAUAUUAAAUGUCAAAGAGAUGGAGAGUGGUCUUUGUCGGAAAAUGAACAUGAAAAAUUAUACAAAUGCUUGAAAGUUGCCGAGUUUAAAAUACAAUCUAGGUCAACAGGACUGUGCAUUAACGCUAUCACUCCCACGUUUGUGGGCUUCACAUCAUGUGAUACGAAUGAUCGUGGGGUUCUGUGGGUAUUUUAUCACCACGUGUUGAAAAACAGGAAAAAUCUUACUCACUGCCUCAACAUUGACGACUCUGCAACUUCUCUGUCAACAUUGUCACUUGCGCCCUGCUCAUUGACUGAUGUCAGACAAAGAUGGGACUGUGGUGUGGACGACCUAGAGUAUGAAAUCAUUAAUUAUUAUAUUGGUGUUAAGCUCGUACAUAUUAAUAACAGCAAUAGAGUAUUUGCCAUUAAAAUGCGAAAUGCGGAUUUUUCUUUGGUAUCUCCUUCAUUUUUUGACCCGAAAGACGGCAAGGACGAAUGGACAAACAUCGAAAAUGAGCAUAUUUGUGGGCGCCGGACUAAUGCGGAUGUAUGCAUGAUACACAAAUGGACUACUAUUGAGAAUGGCGCUGUUAGUCCAAAUUGCCAAUUGAAACACUCCACAAUACCGCAAUAUGACUUUAUUUCAGUCGGCGAGGUAUGUUCCUUUCACUGCAAUGAAAACUACACACUUGUAGGAAGUUCAAGUGCCAAAUGUAUGUGGCGUGGAAGAUGGGAGUAUGAUCAGGAACCAAAAUGCGUAAGGAUGUGUCCCGCCCUGGCAGUUCCAGAUUUUGCCACGGGCACUAAUGUAAAUUGCAGCAGACAUCCGUCAAUGCCAGGCUCUCGGUGUGAAUUUAUUUGUGAUUACGGUUUCAUCCAUUCCGGUGAUUUAGUUCAGCUUUGUCUUCCGACUGGUACUUGGGCUGGAAUUCAGCCGUUUUGUUAUAAAUUAUGUGCACCCAUUAAACACAGGCACGCGUCAGCGAUCCAACCACCGGAAUGUACAGAAGAAACACAAGUAGCCGGAACAAUAUGCUCAACAGUAUGUAACGAUGGUUAUGAAAUUGAGGGCAAAAGUACCCAACUAUGUCAGCCAAAUGGUGAAUGGUCAAGCCCACAGGGCUCAUGUGCCAUAUUAUGUCCAGCUUUAUCGUCAGUAAUCCAUGGCAUAGUCGCCCCUUCCGAUUGCUUCAGUUCAAAAAAGAUGCCUGGCAGCGUUUGUAUUCACAGGUGCAAAUCGGGAUAUAAAUUGAUUGGUGGGGAAUCGAGAACUUGUGGUGCAAAUGGGUUGUGGAGUGGAAAGAUUGCAACAUGCUUACGAAAAUGCCCAAAGUUGUACCCUCCGUCAAAUGCAGUCUAUAUACUACAAAGUGGCCACGAAAAUGUGGAAGGUGCGAUCAUUCGAACGAUAUGUAAAGUUGAUUACACAGUUGACAAGAAUCCGCUUCGCCAAUGCCUUAGUAACGGUCUAUGGAGUGGAAAGAAGGCUACUUGUGUGUACGAGAAACAGUUUCUUUUGUUGCAAAGUUCUCCGCCAUCUCCUAGUAUUUGUCUUUUUACUGAUGAAAAAUUGAUUGUACGCAUUUCAAAUAUUGCCCAAUGUAAUCUAAAAUCGCCAUGGUUCUUAUGGGCGUGGCACGGAUCUAACCAAAUACGCAACGUGGGUGCUAAUAUGUGCUUGUCAGCUUCUUCCCGUGAUUUCGGUAAUUAUCUUAUACUUGAAAACUGCAUUGAUAUUGAAAAUAAUCAAAAGUGGCAUUGCUCUACUUUCGGUCAUAAAAAUGUCAUAUCUUUGAAAAAUACUGAUGCAAUUCCUGUGUUCACUUCUCUUUCGCCAUCCAAAGUAAUGCUGCUAAGUACCGAUAUCAUUAUUUUUUUAAACAAGAAAUCCAUUGUUCCUCUUGCAAAUUUGCAGUGGUACGCCAUGACGUCGGAAAGCAACCACACAUUACUCUGCUCUGCUAAAGACGCCGAUGCAUGUCACGGUUUGCAACCAAGCGAACAUUUAUCAAUAACGCCCCAAUGUCAAUUGACCCUUGUGCCGAUUGGAACCGAUUGCUCAUUCCAGUGUAAAAGUGGCUUUGUUCCAACCACUGAUAUUCGGACGUCGACCUGUUUAAAUUCUGGAUAUUGGAGCAAUGGUGUACCGAAAUGCGCGCCGGCCUGUGAUGGCCUUGUCGCUGACAAACGUGUUAGAGCUACCCCGGAAAAUUGCCUUUAUUCUGUGUCGUUGCCAGAAGGACAGACCUGCCGAUUUUCAUGCCCGCCAGAUUAUGUACUAGUAGGAGAUCAUACUUUAACAUGUUUGAACAACGGAAAAUGGACUUCGAGCCCGCCGAUGUGUAAAAAAACCUGCUCAACAUUGAACAUCCCCUUGCUUGGAUCAGUAGUUCCAGAAUUGUGUAUUGACCUAGGUCAAAGACUUAUUGAAGGAACAGAAUGCGAGAUUUCCUGCCUUCAACAUGAUCACAUUUUGAGUGGGUCAUCUAAACGUGUGUGCACAGAAACUGGCGAGUGGUCUGGCUUUGAUUCCAAAUGCAUAAAACCUUGUAAUAUUGUUGAUCAACCACCACAUUCGAUUGUAGGGCCAGCGCAUUGUCUCCGACAUCAAUCUCAGAUCGGUAGUAUUUGUUCGUUUACGUGUGAGGCUGGAUAUUCUCCUUCUGAAACUUAUUACAGACGGUGUUUAGAGAAUGGGACGUGGAGUGGAGAGGAACUGUAUUGUCAAAUAUAUUGUCCCGUAAUUGAAAAUGUUGCCGUGGAUGGCGUUAUCUAUCCAUCAGACUGUUUGCACUUUGAUAGUGCUCCUGGGUCGAUGUGUAACAUUAAAUGUGACACCGGCUACGAAGUAAUUGGCAAUAAAUUUGUCUCUUGCAACAGUGGAGGUACCUGGAACGGAAAACUUGGUGUGUGUACAAGAAAGUGUCCACGUCUUAAAAAACCUCUUAACGGUAACAUUAAACCAUCUGUUUGCAUGAAUGGAGAUAUAUAUGCCGGAACGGUAUGUACACAUUCCUGCCAAGAAAAGUAUUUACUAAGUGGUUCCAAUCUUAGAACAUGUUCCAGACAAGGUCAAUGGACCGGUACAGAAGCAAAAUGUGUGCCUAGUUGUCCGCCUCUAGGAACUAUCAAAUUGGCUUCAGUAUUACCUGUAUCCUGCACCGAAUCUUCACAACCGGUAAAUACAAAGUGUACUGUGGGAUGCGUUAAUGGAACAUUGUGUGCUGAUGGAGCAAAAACGGUUUCCUUGUCAUGUUUGCCUAAUGGUUUUUGGAAUCGGCCGUCGCCAAAACAAUGUUUACAUGUUUGUGAUGUUUAUGAGGUUGAGAAUGGAGCCGUCGUUUGCGAAAAUUCAGAAGAAAAUAAUCUUGGGGUUGUCUUCGACGGGGAAAAAUGUACUGUGCAUUGCCAUAAAUUUCACGUUCCGAUAACUCAUCCUACUUCAACUUGUGUCAUGGGUAAUUGGACCCCUUUUAUCACGCGUUGUAAGUAUAUUCCAUAUCCACUCUUGAUGGUGCAACGAAUUGCCUUCGAUACGAAGUGUUUGGGAAUAGAGGAAUCUUUUGUCACCAUGCAUUCGUGGGAGGCGUGCAGGAAUGAAUCUUCUGGGACAAAGUGGGCUUGGAGAAACCACUAUAGUAUUGUUAAUCUUGCCAGCGGUUUGUGUCUUACAGCAGUAUCAUUAGCGGUCGACGAAUCAAUUAUUGUUUCACCUUGCGAUGACCAUAGUUCUUUACAAAAAUGGGACUGUGAUUCUGAAGAGCCCUAUAGUAUAUUUUUGAGUGGGACCUUACUGGGCCCCGGAAGAAGAUAUCCUGAGUUGCCAGAAAUAACCCUCCAGGAGGUCGGAGCACCAGAAUCAUUUUUUUAUACGUUCAACCCCAAUAGCAAGGACGAACUCGGAACGCUUUGUUCCGUGAGACCUCAUCGAGGUUGUCCAAAAUUGUUACUUUCUGGCGGAGUAUCUGUAAGUCCUCAUAUAUGCCGAGAAGAAAUUGUGCCUCCUUCAACAGUUUGUACAUUGGAAUGUUUAAAUAUACAUCAUGUAAUUUCAGGAGAAUCAGUAUUUCAAUGUGAUGAUUCUGGCAUGUGGAUGCCCGAUAUUGUCGGAGAAUGCGAACCGAGAUGCCCACCUUUACUCCCAGAAGGGAAAGUACUUUUUGUAAACGAGUCGUGUUUAUCAGAACAAGCGGCAGUAGGUACAAUUUGUGAAUAUUCAUGUCCAUCUGGGUAUGUGUUGCAAGCUGCGUCAAAAACACGCGAAUGUUUAAAAAAUGGAGAGUGGAGUGGAAAUAAACGCGCUACGUGCAAAUUAUUGUGUACUGAAUUGAAAGAGCCUAAAAAUGCCAAACUAUAUCCUUUGCCUUGUACCCACGGUACAUGUACAAUACAGUGUGAAGUCGGCUAUCGUCUUAACGGACCGAAGGCCAGGAUUUGUCAGGGUUUCGGCGAAUGGUCAGGCACCGAAUUUUCCUGUGUUGAAGAUGUUCAAUUUGCGAUAUCAACGAAAAAUUUAGCUUUGAGAAUAGCUAUGUGUUUAACAGUAAUAAGUGGAAAUCAAGUUGUUAAGCUUCCAUGCAAGCUACGUAACAAAUCUCAGAUGUGGCGAUGGAGGUCACAUCACACUCUCGAGAAUGUUUACAGCGAGUCUUGCCUUUCGCUACGACAAGCAAACUUUAGUGAUGAUAAAAUGCUAAAGAUCACGGGGAAAACAGAAACGCAAACGGUUCAUGACGCCGAAGAGAAUACCGACGUCAGCUACGAUUUUGAACACUUUCAAAAUUCAUCGCAACCAAGUGACGUGUUCGUCGCAGACUGCAAUUCAGAUCAUGUUAAUCAGUAUUGGGAAUGUGAUGCAACCUCACAUUUAAACAAAUUUCGUGUUAAACUCCCGAAACUUGGUUUAUUUUUGGGGUCAGGUCCACAGUUCACCACCAGAAUUACACUCAACAACAAUUCCCACCCAUCCCCACGCUGGAUGGUGAACGAUUAUGAGGGUAUCUCAACAAUUUGUUCCAAGAGAUUGACAGGUGUCUGUCCACCAAUGCAACCAAUAUAUGGUGGUGUAAUCACUCCUGCACUUUGUACGUCUGAAUUUAUAACAUCGGGUACGAAAUGUCAUUUCCAAUGUGAUGAUUCAUACAUAAUAGAAGGUGACCAGUCAUCAAUUUGUCGUCCGAACGGAUUCUGGACAAAAGAUCCUCCUGUCUGUAUUGGCGUUUCAAAAUGCCCGCCACUUAUGGUGCUGGAACCAUUAAUAGUUCGUCCGUCGAUUUGCAAAGACAAGAGAAUUUCAGAAGGAAAACGAUGCUUCUUCCGAUGUAAAGAAACCUAUUUGUUAUCAGGUACUGAGGUCGUUUUAUGCACUGCGAAUCAAAAAUGGAGUGAUCGGUUACCUACUUGUAACGUAUUUUGUGCAACGCUGCCUCCACCUGUACAUGGAUUAGUAUCACCCGAAUCCUGUCAGAAUUCAGAAAACGAUGUUGGGAAAACAUGUUCUUUCAAUUGCCUAGAAGGUUAUGACAUAGUUGGAGAAAUAAAUCGAACUUGUUUGAGUCGUGGAACGUGGUCUGGCAAGCAAACACUCUGUCGCAAGCUAUGUCUCAAACUCGACCCAAUCCCCCAUGGCUUGAUAUCUCCUGAGCGAUGUGUGUUCAAUAAAAGCUCAGCGAGUGGUACUUGUGUUGUAACCUGCGAAAUAGGCUUUUGGCUAGAUGGACAAUCACGUCUCGUGUGCAAGGAUGGAAUUUGGUCUCAUGGGUUACCAACUUGUAGAAACAACACAUGUCAUAAAUAUUUAACUGAAGUAGAUUCCAUCAUUUCCAUAAAAUAUUCGAAAUUGAAUAAUGGUGCCAUCGUUAAAGGGACUGACAUGAAAUAUGAAUGCGACGAUGGAUACCGGAUACACGAUAAUAAUGAACGUACGUGUAUGUCUGGCGGCUCAUGGUCUGGUCCUAAAACGUUGUGUACUCCUUUGAAAUGCACUCCAUUACAGCGAUUGUACCAUGGAUUUGUCGAACCUGAAUCAUGCAUAACAACACUGGGCGUCCCUAUCGGAACAUUAUGUUCUUACUCGUGUGACCAUGGCUUUGCUCUUAGCGGCGCGUCAUCAGUAGAAUGCCUCACUACUGGCAAAUGGUCGGAGAGCGAUACUCCACAAUGCCAUGAUACAAACACCUAUUCUCAUCAUAUAAACUUCCUAAUUAAUGAAAAAUUUUACCAAUCUAACAACGAGAAAAUCGCAUCUAAUAAUUGUAUAGAAGCAACUAAAGGAGAGAACAAAACUCUAUUCAUGAGCAACUGCAGCCCACUAUCUCCUUUCAAAUUAUGGCGGUGGUACGGAAGUUCAAGAAUACAGAACGUUGCAAAUCACUUAUGUUGGGAACUGGAAUCAAGUGGGCAUUUAGUUCUGGGCAAAUGUAAUCUAAACAUUACUGCACAGAGAGUUCAUUGCGGCGACAUACAUUCCAUAUCCGCCAGUUAUCAAAUAAGUGUCAACAUGGAAUUAAUAACGCACAGACUUCAAGCAACAUCUAAUUUUACUGCUACAAAUCUUGACUGGGUAGCAAUAGAUUCAUCCACUUCUAAUAAUGAAGGCGAUUUGAGUUUGUCAGAAUCUUAUUCACAGGGUGUUCCGGUUUGUACAUAUAUGUGCGGAGGAACCUUCCAUGACGAAGAAGGUAAUCUGGCCACUCCUAAUUUCCCGUCGUCGUACCCAGGAGAUGUUCUUUGUAAAUGGACAAUAAUUGCUUUAACGAAAACCAUUUAUGUCGACUUUUCAUUAGUAGAGCUUUCAAAUAGAGCCGAAAAGGGAAACAAAUGUUUCACCGACAACAUUGUAAUAUUUGACGGGGCCACCAGUGACCGCGAACAAAGCGACAUUUUGAGUACCGUGUGUCAUAGCAGGGAUAAUUUAAGAGUGAAGAGCUUGCAUGGUGUGUUACAUAUUCAAUUAACUUCUGAUCAUAGUGAUAAAGACAACGGUCAGGGAUUUUCUGCUCGUUGGUUUUCAGAAGAAUAUCCACCCUUGUAUCCAACGUGUGGGGUAAGCGAAUUGGGUCCAACUGAUUUUCACAAUACGACAAACCAUGGGUAUCCAUGGCAAGUUGUUAUAGUAACUUGGAAACGUGUGUGUGAUGCAACCUUUAUUGACAAGAGGUUUGUAAUCACGUCUGCCCAGUGUGUUGAACAUAUACAUAGUGCAAAAGAAGUUGUCAAACUCAUUGUCGCGUAUGACUUUUUUACGCAGUCAGAAUUUCUUCUAAAGUUCAAACGUCGACGAUUCGAUCACGCAGACAAGGUGUGGGUUCAUCCUAAAUACCAACCUGAUAUGUUACUUAAUAAUAUUGCUAUGGUGCGACUCGUACGAGGGAUUCAAAUGCCGGAAGAUCUCUUACAUCCUAUUUGUCUCCCCUCUCCUGAUGUCGGUCGUGUUGAAAGAGCUGGUGACAACUGCGUUGUGAGUAGUUACAAAUCUUCGUUGAUGACAAAACCAUCUCAAACCUGGAGAUUUACUAAAAUAGCUACAGCACGUAUACUCACUCGUGAAGUUUGUGACAGAUUGUUAAUUUUUGAAAGAGGCCUCUCUUUCGAUAGUGGAGAUCUUUUAUGUACUGAAAUGUUUUACGAGUCUGAUCCACAAUUGCCACUGAUGUUUGAAAGUAAAUACAUUGAUAACGAUGGUGGAACCGUGUUACAAUGUCUUUGGAAUGAAAACUGGUAUGCAGUGGGGUUAUUCAAUUUUGCUUUGAGUGAUUCCAAAGACAAGCAAUUUCAUGUUUAUACUGAGAUAAUUGCUAAUCGAGAUUGGAUCACGAACACAAUUGAUAACGCCUUUUUGAAACCAUCAAAUGUUUUUGUUUGAAAAAAAUUGUUUUGCAUUUCAAUAUUAUAUUUCCAUCUAUUCAUAUUUGCAUGCCCAUAUUUACAAUAUUUCCAUAAUACUUCAUGUCAGAUCAUGAUUUUACCCUUUGACAGUAGUAAACGAUCUUAGCUAAACGACGGGACAACUAAAUACAAGUGUAUGGGUUGAUAUGGAUUGCCACUUAUUCUGGAACUGAGUCAUAUUUUACUAUCGAAAUGGAUUCAUUUGGUUGAUUUCAAUAUUUUGAAAUACACCAUAUUAUAGCCAGAGCUUGGGGCUUGUACUCUCUCUGUGUUCUCUAUCGGGUAUUUGGAAAUGUAAUACAUAGGAAUAUU
Styela clava is the source of this 13595-nucleotide messenger RNA. RefSeq lists its product as uncharacterized. Gene Ontology annotation, biological process: proteolysis. The record is from RefSeq and is a predicted model, not a curated record. Lineage: Eukaryota; Metazoa; Chordata; Ascidiacea; Stolidobranchia; Styelidae. Gene Ontology annotation, molecular function: serine-type endopeptidase activity.